AUGGCAGCUGGAUUGACUUCCACCCCGCCGUUAGCAAAGUACCUGGCCUCAACAGACAAGAAAACCAGGGACAGGGCUAUAAAACAGCUCUCAGCUUUCCUGUCGCAGAGUAGUGCGGAUGACGUAGAUGAACCGACGACGAAGGCACUGCUGCCGCAAGCAGAGAUGGCUAAGCUAUGGAAAGGCAUCUUCUACUGUUUCUGGAUGUCCGACAAACCGCUCGUGCAACAGGCCUUGGCGGCUGAACUAGCUGAAAUGCUCUUGACCAUCAAGAGCACCUGUGCAAGUCUCGACUUCUUGCGCGGUUUCUGGGAUGUUAUCGUCCGGGAAUGGAGUGGGAUCGACCGAUUGAGGAUGGACAAAUAUUAUAUGCUCGUGCGGCGAUUCCUGAACGCGUCAUUCCGGCUUUUGAUGCGGGAUAAUUGGAACGAACCAGCCUGCGCGGAGUACACUCAGAUUAUGCUUGGAGAAAGGGGACCUUUGUGUCCGACCAAUCAAAGGAUACCGCAAUCUCUCGCAUACCACGUCGCAGACAUAUACAUCGAGGAGCUCGGCAAAGCCUUGGAAUCGGUAGACGCGGCUACCACAACCCCUGGUGGAAGAUCCGUACCUCUUGCGAUACUAUUUUCGCCGUUCUUCGAGUUCGCUGCCCGGACCCCGGUCAAGGCCCUUUAUCAACGCGUACAGGAGGCCGUGUUGAACCCUCUGUUCGAUUCCCUCCCUUCGUUGCCGCCAGGUUCGGACGACGAGGACGAAGAACAAACAAGGACUCGCAAGCGACCUCGCCUUUCGUCAACGACAAGCUCCCGUUGUACAUCUUUGUCACAAGGACAGCCCGAUCAUGUGCGGCAACAGUUGCUCCAGCUAUUGUUUGACAAAGCGAGCGCUUCGGAGGUACGGGAUGCAAAUAGGAGACGUAUAUAUGCGUUUUGGCGAGAUGCUGGAGGCGGCGAGUAAUGAUGCUUCAUUCGGCGGUACCAAUCUACACAACCAGUACUGACGGCCAAUCGUAUCCCCGAGCAAUUGCGAUAGUCAAUUCCAUGUUGAUAUUGCGGGAUAAAUAG
This is a messenger RNA of Punctularia strigosozonata HHB-11173 SS5, 1064 nucleotides long. RefSeq names its product ribosomal RNA processing protein. The transcript has 4 exons. The coding region runs from base 1 to 957 and encodes 318 amino acids. Gene Ontology annotation, biological process: rRNA processing. The record is from RefSeq and is a predicted model, not a curated record. Gene Ontology annotation, cellular component: nucleus; preribosome, small subunit precursor; preribosome, large subunit precursor. Lineage: Eukaryota; Fungi; Basidiomycota; Agaricomycetes; Corticiales; Punctulariaceae.